Molecule: messenger RNA, 1299 nt
Organism: Blastomyces gilchristii SLH14081
Lineage: Eukaryota; Fungi; Ascomycota; Eurotiomycetes; Onygenales; Ajellomycetaceae
Product: carnitine O-acetyltransferase
Exons: 3
Coding region: 1-1299 (432 amino acids)
Biological process (GO): carnitine metabolic process
Cellular component (GO): peroxisome; mitochondrion
Molecular function (GO): carnitine O-acetyltransferase activity
Source: RefSeq, a predicted model, not a curated record
AUGUUCCCUGCUGCUGCUCGUGGCCGGCUCUCUGUUCUUGGACGAGCUACAUCUGCUCUAGGCCCUGCCCGCACUACGUCUAUCACAAUGGCCUCUCGUCGAGCCAACUCGUCUGUUCCUCAAGGAUACAAGGAGGAUCUAUCCAAGGGGAAGAUGCUCAGAUUCGAGGAUUCUCUCCCGAGACUCCCAGUUCCAGCCCUUGAAGAAACCGGCAGACGAUACCUCAAAUCAGUCCACCCACUUCUCACCGAGUCAGAAUUCAAAAGGACCUCCAAGGCUGUUGAGGACUUCAUUAAACCAGGUGGUGAGGGAGAACCUCUCCAGAAGCGGUUACUAGCCCGCGCAGCCGAUCCUAAACAUGUGAACUGGCUUUCCGACUGGUGGAACGACGCCGCAUAUCUUGCCUACCGUGACCCCGUCGUGCCAUAUGUCAGCUACUUCUACUCGUACCGGGAUGACCGGCUGCGGAGAAACCCCGCAAAGCGCGCCGCUGCCAUCACUACCUCCGUACUGGAGUUCAAGAAACAGGUCGACGAUGGAUCUCUUGAGCCAGAGUAUCUGCGCAAGGAGCCAAUGGCUAUGAGCUCGUACCAAUACAUGUUCAAUGCCUGCCGUAUGCCCGCUAACAAGGCUGAUUACCCCGUCACAUACCCUGCCAAGGGCAAUGAACAUAUUAUUGUGAUUCGCAAGAACCAGGCCUUCAAACUUCAAACCCAUGUCAAUGGCCAGCAACUCAAUACCUCUGAGCUUCAGCACCAGUUCGAGAAAAUUUACCAAAACGCAGAGAAAGUCCACGCAGUUGGUGUGCUGACCUCUGCUAACCGAGACUUCUGGACCACCGCCAGAGAGAACCUCGUCAAAGCCAGCCCCGCCAACGAAGCGUCGUUGGAGACCAUUCAGAGCGCAUCAUUCGUUGUCUGCCUAGACGAUGCCUCGCCCGUCACUCUGGAAGAGCGCGCCCACGCCUACUGGCACGGCGACGGCUGCAACCGCUGGUUCGACAAGCCCCUCCAGUUCAUUGUCAACGAGAACGGCACCGCCGGCUUCAUGGGCGAGCACAGCAUGAUGGACGGCACCCCAACCCACCGCCUCAACGACUACGUCAACAACAUGAUCUUCAACAACCGCCCUCGACUACUCCAACCCAGAAAAUCCGGUCCAUUCUCCCCGACCCCCAGCCCAUCAAAUUCGAGCUCAACAAGAAAGCCAUUGACGACAUCGCCACAGCCACCCACGCCUUCACGACCGUCAUCGGCCAGCACGAAGCUGCGCGGCCCAAGCCUUCCAGGGAUACGGUAA